Neofelis nebulosa (Clouded leopard) is the source of this 1988-nucleotide messenger RNA. It is a transcript of the gene CEP19, whose product is annotated as centrosomal protein 19. The transcript is spliced from 3 exons. Bases 467 to 958 code for a protein of 163 amino acids. Gene Ontology annotation, cellular component: spindle pole; ciliary basal body; centriole. Lineage: Eukaryota; Metazoa; Chordata; Mammalia; Carnivora; Felidae. The record is from RefSeq and is a predicted model, not a curated record. Gene Ontology annotation, biological process: microtubule anchoring at centrosome; trans-Golgi to periciliary membrane compartment transport.
CACGGUCAGCCUAGUUCACUCCGUCGCCGCCCCGCCCCUCGCCCUCUGGUCGGGGGCGGGGCGAAGAGCGGCGCAGGCGCCGUGACGUAUGCCAGGUCUUACUGCUUUGAAACGCCUGCCUGGGCCUGCAUCCAGACCCCGAACCCCGGACGCAUUCCUUCCAGCAGGAUCCGGGAGCUCCCUGUCUCCACCGGCACUGACUGGUACUUGCGGAUUCGGGCCUCCUGCAGGGAAAUUCACGUCUGCGGGGCUGUGGCUGUCGACUCUUCCUGCAGCGCCCGGCCUCAAAGUCGAGUUAAGUGCUCCUCUGUGCACAGCGGUUGGGUGGAAACAACCCCCUCACGGCGGUUUUAGAUCUUCCCCUGCAGAAGAUGCACUUUCUGUACUUCUCUAAGGCAGGAAGUCAUUAUGUGACUAACACAUUGUCAUCAGACUUCCUCUGAUUUACCCUGAAGUGUAUGUGAAAAUGAUGUGCAUUGCCAAAAAAUGUGGAAUUAGGUUCCAGCCUCCAGCUAUUAUCUUAAUCUAUGAGAAUGAAAUGAAGGGGAAAAGUCGCCAACGCAUCAUGCCAAUCCGAAACUUUUCAAAGUUUUCAGAUUGCAGCAGAGCUGCUGAACAGUUAAAGAAUAAUCCACGACACAAGAAUUACCUGGAACAAGUGUCCCUGAGGCAGCUAGAGAAGUUAUUCAGUUUUUUACGAGGUUAUUUGUGGGGGCAAAGUUUGGCAGAAACGAUGGAACAAAUUCAGCGGGAAACAACGAUUGAUCCUGAGGAAGACCUGAACAAACUAGAUGACAAGGAACUUGCCAAAAGAAAGAGCAUCAUGGAUGAACUUUUUGAGAAAAAUCAGAAGAAGAAGGAUGAUCCAAAUUUUGUUUAUGACCUCGAGGUUGAGUUCCCACAGGAUGAACAACUUCAGUCUUGUGGCUGGGACACAGAGUCAGCUGACGAGUUCUGAUACCAGAAACUCAAAGAAUUUAUGGGGCUAGUAGAAGAACCAUGUUUAUACAUUCUUUGUAUAAUUUUAUAAUACAAUAUUAUACACUUAUACAAUUAUACAAAGAAUGUAUAAACAUGGCUCUAGAAAAAUCUGUAAAGAGCACUAAACGUACAUGUUGGGUCAUGUUUGGAUUGACCAUGUUACUUUUCAAAACUGAGACUUUUAGAUUAUCUACUAUGUAGAUGCAUGAGGAAUAUAGGAGAAACAGAAUAUAGAAAUAUGCCUUUAAGGAGCUUACAAUCUAAUUGGAAGAUAAGUCAAAAACUUGUGAAAAGCUAAUUAACAGAAUUAGGCGCAAACAGAUUAGAGCCAAAUGCUUGAGAAAGGUUAGAGGGCCAGAGCCUAGGUUACCAUAGGGUAGAAUAGUCAGGAAAGACUGCCCUUUAGUGGAGAGAUGGGACUUUGCCUGCCCUUGAAAUGGUAGUAUUUGGAUAGAAGUUUAUAUAGAAUUCCAGAUGAGAGAAACUGGAAGAAAGAAAAAGAAGAGGAGGUUAAUGAUAAAGAGAUAGGGAUGAGAAUAUUUUAUUUGAGGAGCAGAAAGCAAAUUAUAGUUUGCUAAGAUUGGAGGGGAUAAAUGGUUAACAGGGGAUUAUUCCAGAGGCAUUAUGUCUUUAUGUAUAACCGUGGAGGAGAAGAGCAGCCCUGCAGGACGCCGGCUGCCACACGUUGAGGUCUUCUGAUGGAUGGCUGGGGAAUUCUGCCCCUCCAGGAUCAGGAAAUACAUUCUAAAGACAUUCUGAAAACCUGAAGCUCUUCCCGUAACUACAGAAGUUUGUUUGUAAUAUGGGAAAUCUACCCAUACUAAAAUGAACAAUAGGCAUUGCCAGUUUAGGCUUAUUUAUGAGUUUGGAUCUACAAAGAGAAGAUCUUUGUUGAACUAGGUUAUAUGUGUACAGUUACAUCUUUCUUCUUUUAGAAUAUUGUUUAACUGGCAGAUAUUCUAUGUUUCCUGCAAGGAAAUUAAUAUUAAAUAAAACUAAAAAAUUCA